Messenger RNA from Syngnathoides biaculeatus (alligator pipefish), 4998 nucleotides. It is a transcript of the gene dsg2l, whose product is annotated as desmoglein 2 like. The transcript is spliced from 15 exons. Gene Ontology annotation, biological process: homophilic cell-cell adhesion. Gene Ontology annotation, cellular component: plasma membrane; desmosome. The record is from RefSeq and is a predicted model, not a curated record. Bases 606 to 3986 code for a protein of 1126 amino acids. Gene Ontology annotation, molecular function: calcium ion binding. Lineage: Eukaryota; Metazoa; Chordata; Actinopteri; Syngnathiformes; Syngnathidae.
CCAGAAGUGCAAAAUUGUGUAACGCUAACAUUUCGCCAUUGUUUUUUUUACCCUCCAGGCCACCGUAUAAAAGAUCGAAUUAUUAUGAAUGUUACACUUUAUAGAGGAAAUACGUGUCGUAUCGCCGAGUCUCCAUUGGAGAAUCCCCAAAUUAAAUUUGCGCCGUCAAGUGUGCAGUACAGGUGGCCACUUUGCUUGAAUGACCGGAAGUUCCGGAAGUUCGCCCCGGUGCGAAACCUUCGACCCGAAGCGCAAAUUUUAAGCAUCAUCACUGCAAACCCACGAGGAAGGCUGACCUGCAUGCGUCCAAGCCUUCAUAUUUGAUUUUCCCAAAUUUUGCCGAGUUACCGGAAUCGUUUCCAUUUGUGCCUUAAGCGGAAAUUGCAGCGGUUUGGCGGAGGCGGGGGCGGAGAAGGACGGAGGAGGGGGGAGGGACCAGCCCGUCCGGCCGCCCGUUGCACGUACAUGUUCUUCCUCGUCGCCCAACGAAGGGUCAAAGUUUGCCAGCAACAAUAGACGGAAAAUAACGUCCGUCCGUCCCCCCCAAACCCAAACCCAAAUCCAAAUCCAGGAUUAUCGUCGUCGUCGUCGUCGUUGUGGUUCCCAUGAUGAAGACGACGCCUCCGCUGGCGUGCUCCGCGGUCGUCGCUCUGCUCUGCUGCUGCUGGACGCUCGCUUCCGCGCGGGCCGAAGGAAUCGAACUGCGCAGGCAGAAGAGAGAUUGGAUCCGUCAUCCCAGGCAGCUGAAGGAGAACCACGACUACUCCGGCAUUGACAUCGGCAGAAUCCGUUCGGAUAAAGAGAACUUCACGAGGAUUCUGUAUUCGCUGAGCGGGCCCGGCGCCGACGAGCCUCCCGUUCGCGUCUUCGGGGUGGACCCGAUAACUGGCUUAUUGAAGGCCUACAAAGUUUUGGACCGCGAAGAGAUCGCCUUUUACGACUUGAAAGGAGUGGCGAAAUACGAAGACGGGACUCGUGCCGAAAAGGACGUGGACAUCAGAAUCUCUGUGGUGGAUGAAAACGACAACGCCCCCAUAAUUAAAGCAAACCAAGCGGGAUCCGUCAGUGAAUCGUGCGCCGCGGGCACCGCGGUCAUGAGGGUGAUCGCCACCGACGCCGAUCAAGAGGGGACCCUCCACUCCCACAUCUACUACACCAUCGUGGAGAGCAGCAGCAGCAGCAGCACCGCCGGCAUGUUCUUCAUCCACUCUCAGACCGGAGAGGUCUCGGUUCUGAAAAACACGCUGGACCGGGAGACAAAAGAUACGUACAAGGUGGUCGUCAGAGCUUCUGACUUGAAUGGACAAGCCGGAGGAAAUGUAGGAAUGGGAGAAAUUCAGAUCAAAAUCCUGGACAUAAACGACAACGUACCCACUCUGGAAAAAGAAUCGUACGAGGGCAGCGUGGAGGAGAACACCAUCAACGUGGAGGUGCUGAGGAUUCAGGCCGUCGACUUGGACUUGAAGUUCACCGACAACUGGCUGGCGGUCUUUCAAAUCGUCUCGGGGAACGAAGGGGGAUAUUUUAGCAUCGCCACGGACUCCAAAACCAAUCAGGGGAUCAUCACCAUUAAGAAGGAACUGGACUACGAGGAGAUCAAGUCGCUCAACUUGGCGGUGGCGGUUUCCAACGUGGCCAAGUACAAUUUCGGGAGCUCCUCCAGCACCACUUCCAUAAUCCCAAAGUCGUACUCGGUGAAGAUCAACGUGCUGAAUCAGAAGGAGGGUCCCCGUUUCCAGCCCUCAGUCAAAGUGGUGACGCUGUCCGAGGACCGCUCGUCCAUCUCCGUCAACACCGUCAUCGCCACGUACACGGCCAUCGACAGCGACACGCACCAGACCGCCGCCAACGUCAGGUACGUCAAAUUGCGCGACGACGACAACUGGCUGAUCAUUGACGAGAAAACCGCCGAAAUCAGGCUGAAUAAACUGCCGGACCGAGAGUCCAAAUUUUUGAUCAAUGGGACGUACUACGCCCAAAUCAUCUGCAUUAGCAAGGAAGUGUCCUCAAAGACCGCCACGGGGACCAUCGCCAUUCAGGUCGAGGACUUCAACGAUCACUGCCCCACGGUGACCGCCACAAACCACGUCAUGUGCUACGGGGAAAACGUCGUCUACGUCACGGCCGUAGACCAAGACAGAUUCCCAAAUUCGUCGCCGUUUGAGUUUUCUGUGACGUCAACGAGAAGCCAGGGGAAGUGGUCGGUGGAGCAUCUCAACGCGACGACGGCGAUCCUGCGGGAUCAAGAGCACUUGUGGCCGGGCGUGUACAAAGUGGCCGUCGAGAUCAAGGACCAGCAAGGGAAGUCGUGCGGCGACUUCCAGAUGCUCGACGUGGUCGUGUGCACGUGCGAGCCGGGCACCAAAACGUGUGGGGCCCGCCUCUCAAAGCGUUCGGAUUUUGGUGUUACCGGAAUUCUCCUUUUGCUCUUGGGACUACUUCUGCUUCUCCUGGUGCCUUGCCUGCUGUUGUUCUGCCUGUGCGGCGGCACCGGAGGAGACUUUAAAGCAAUUCCAUUCGAGACCAAACAGCAGCUGAUCUCCUACCACACCGAGUGCCAAGGAGAAGAUCGGGACGUCCCCCUCCUCCACGCAACAGAUGCUGGACAGACGACCUUGGGGGCAAAGGGAUACCUCGGGGGACUGGUCGAGGGGGGCGGCGCGAUCAUCUGCGGCAACGAAAACUCCGUCCUGACCACCGACAACGUGCACCUGUACAACGAGUACAACCGAUUUUGUGGCCGAGGGAAGACGACCGCCGUCGAUGGCGGCGUGACGACCGGACAAGGUCACUUCAACCAGUACAGGGGCGGAGCCUAUGACGACUUGGCGCUGUCUGACCACUUCUUGGAGGAAUACUAUUCCAGUAAGUCCAACCAUGCUGCCCAGCAGUCCCAGGAGAAGGAUGCCAUACUCGUGUACGACUACGAGGGAGGGGAGUCCCUCUCGGGUUCCGUGGGCUGCUGCAGCCUCCACGAGAACGACAACGACCUUUCGUUCCUCGACGACCUGGACCCGAAAUUCAAAACCUUGGCUGAGAUCUGCAGGGGUUCAGCUCAAGUGGAUGCGGGCAUACGCACCCUUCCGCCGGCCAGACCGGCGUCUCCUGUCGUGCCCUCCGUUCAGAAGCACGUCCAGACUCACGCUGAAACCGUCAGGGACAGGGACCGCGUCCACGUCGACUCCUUCAACAACUCCAAGGUAACAUCCGGAACGUCCACCUUUGUCCAAGAGGGAUCAGCCACACUCUCCAAGGUCCACGUCCAAGACAACGUUGUGAUUCCCAGUCAAACGCUGCUCGUGCAACAGCCCGCCUUGUACUACGCCGCCACACCCAUGUAUGUCGUCGAGCCUCAGAACCAAAUGGUCCUUGUUGCGGGAGGCGCCCAGCAGGGAGUGGGUCAGGUCGGGGUCACGCAGGGACUGGUUCAAGUCGGUCAGCAGGGAGUGGGUCAGGUUGGGCUCGCGCAAGGACUGGUUCAAGUCGGUCAGCAGGGAGUGGGCCAUGUUGGGCUGACGCAAGGCCUGGUUCAAGUCAGUGGCCUCCAAGGAUCUCAAGGCAUGGUGGUCGUGGACGGGAAAGUAGCGCAAGGAACCUUACCUCGACCAGUAGUGGUAGUGGAGAACGGCUCUACAGUUGGGGGGCACGGUGCAAAAGUUACCCUCGUCCAGACCAGUCAGGGAUCUCGGGAGCAAGCAACCUUAUCCAGAAAGGUGUUGGUGGUGGACAAGGAGUCCUCGGGCGGGGGUGCACAAGUAGCCUUUGUCCAGGCAGGUCGGGGAUCGAGCGAGCAAGGGUUGGAAGUCAGGGGUCAAAGUGCGCAGGCUAAGAGUUUCUCACGGGCUUCUCAAGAUUCCGCAGGUUCCAAGGAGGACUUUGCCCUGAGAGCAACACCCAAGUCGCAAGUCGGCCAGAGAGUGGUGGUCCAGCAGCGGAAGAAGGUCUCGGUUACAGAGAGGAACAUCGAAUCUACGUCUAGAGCUUAAAGAAAAGAUUUGCUGUGGGAAACACGUUACUACACGGACUGGGGGGUGUCUUUGAUCCAGAUCCGAUGUUCAUAUAUUGUGGGACUUGAACAAAGUUCUUACAUUCUGCCGCUUUUGAAUCAGUUUAGAGAAGCGGUACGGAAAAUGAAUGAAUCAAGUGCGAAGCCUUAUUUGAACCCUGUUGCUAACUAAAAGCGGUCCAAAAUAUAAACCAAAAAACAUUCUCGGAUUUAUUGAGAUUUGGAUUCACACGAGUUCCCCGCGCAGCGUUAAAGACGUUUACGUUCCGCGUUUGGUGACGAGGGCCACGCCCGUGUUGCGCCCACAACCUUUUCUUACGUCUCUCUCUUUGUUUCACUUGACAUAAAAUGUUUGAAAUCACUCCAAAGCAGCCAUAAAAUAGCGACAUUCACCUUUUGCCAAGUCACAACCAAGAGCAGUUUGGAAGUUUUGACGAGAACAGCAAACAAUGCGAGGCUUCAGGUACUUUUGCAGGCGGGAUUGGCUUUCAAGUAAUGCGUCAUUUCAAAAUGAUGUUUCUCUUUUAUCCACUCGCAGUGCACAAUACCUUAAGUGUUAUUCUGACCAAUGAGCGGUUAGUAAUAGUUUAACUUUAGACAUGCCGGGCGCUGACCUUGCUAUUAUUGAACUUUCGUGAUCGUGCAACUAAUCGAGGACUGCUCAGAUGAGUUCUUGCGCUAAAAUGCAGCCACUGAAUUAACACAUGAAAGCACUUUUGUGAAUGUCAACUUUAAAAAAAAAAAAAAAUUCUGCAGUUAAACCAGCGUAACGAAUGGAGUGUGUUUCAUUUUCUUUUGCACUGCUUUCGAUAUAUGUGUGUGUACGGGGGGGACUUCAUUGAAUUGCUUUUCCUGGCGAUGUUAAAUAUUUCUCCAUUUUUUUUUUUUUCCAUUGGCUGAUAUUUUAUACAAGUUCUAACUUUUUGAAUGUAAAUAGUCUACACUGCAUGAAAAAGCUGUAAAAGUGUCGUAAUAAAACUGAAUCGACAGCA